Esox lucius (northern pike) is the source of this 1020-nucleotide messenger RNA. RefSeq lists its product as uncharacterized. The record is from RefSeq and is a predicted model, not a curated record. Lineage: Eukaryota; Metazoa; Chordata; Actinopteri; Esociformes; Esocidae. Bases 78 to 761 code for a protein of 227 amino acids. The transcript has 3 exons.
GCAAAGGCAGCGCGCAUUGGCUUUGAAAGUGAGCAUAGGCCUACGUUUGUACAGCCUGGCGUGAAAGGGCCAAAAUCAUGGGAAGUGGUAGUAGUCGAGGAAAGAAGGUUGUACCUGCGAGUUUCAACGAGACAAAUGCAUUCAAAACAGAAGACAUCGUCGAUGUUUUGAAAGAAGAAAAUCACUUAUACAAACCAUUGAAGAUACAAACAUUUACAAAAGUCCGUCUGUCUGGAAACAGAACUCAACCCAGGACAGACUGCCACAUUGAAGGACACGAUUCUGAAUUUGAGGAUGACAUUGGUCUGGAACUGGAUCGAGGUCUAGAGGAAUAUGAGAAUCGGGAAUUGCGCUCCAAGAAGAAACAUUUUCCAAAGAUGCCUUUCAUCAGGUCAACCACUUACGGGUUAUGUAUUUCUAGACGGGUACACAAUGAAAUGGAUUUCAAUUCAACCCCUCACUUGCAGAGUUCUGGAAUGUCGGACAGGAUCGCAACACGUUCAGAAAACGCAUCUGUCCGAGUCAACGACACGAAAUGCAUCCGAGUUUUCAACCGCUUUUGCAAAGAUAAACAAAUGCAUAUUCUAAGUGAUACUCGGGAAAAUGACUUGACAACCGGGACUGUUGGGGAGUAUAUGCAUCGUGCAGAAGCACAGUCAGUCCCCAACAAUAGCCAAGGACCCUCUCACUCCCUGCCGGCCAUCCUGUAUAAUGACUCAGAAGUGGACCUAAUGGAGACCAUAGAGAGAGAGUUUGGAUGACUCCACCGGAGAGUCAGCUGGCAGGCACCCUUCCCACAUUUCACGCACUCCCUUUCUAAAAAUGGCGGGAUGACAUUUGACCCAAAUUGGGCGUUCUCUGUAUCUAUCCAGUGAUAAACACUAUUGCAUUUGUAGCGCAGUGAAGGGCAACAGUCAGUAACAGAUCUAGUACAACGUUUAGCGUACUUAUCUUCAUAUAUGUCUAUGGUAUAAUCAUAGAAUUAUUGAUUAAUUCUAUAAUUGCUAUUCAUAUAAGAAC